AUGUCAUGGGCGUUGAUUUAUGCAAUAUUACACUCCUUAGCGGUUGUGUGCGAAGGUUUUAUUAGCACAGAAGGAGAUAUAAGUAUUGUUAGGGAUUCUAACAUUCCAAAUAAUUAUCCCUUAGGAUGUUCAAAUAAAUAUAGUGGCCAUUUACCUGGAUUGAAGAUGGAACUGUAUAGUUACAAUUAUGUGAAUCCGAGACAUCCAGAUCCACAAAAUCCAGGAAAACUGGAUCAGCUAUAUGACCCCAACCUUUUGGGUACAUAUGAAUGCUUUGACUCCUCAUAUAAAGACAUAAACUAUCCAAGGGUUGGAUAUAAAUCAAAAACGUUGAUCGGUAGAUCUGAUGGGGUAUCUGGUAUUUUAAAUUUCAAUUUCGUCCCACCAUGGGGUUGUAUGCCACAGAAAGGCCAACUGCCACCGGCAUAUAACUUUAAGUCCAAUAUUACUUUGUCCAAUUUUACUAUGAUAUUGUUUGGCUAUUUUAAGCCAAAGAUUUCAGGCAACCAUAUAUUCUCUCUGCAUGGUGAUGAUCUAAUAUAUCUUAAUUUUGGUGCCGGCAAUGCCUUCGACUGUUGCAGACAAGAGAGUAGUGCAGAUAAUUUUGGUAAUUAUCAAGCUUUCAGUCUAUGGGGUAUAAACUGGGAAAAGAAAACGCUUACUGUGUACCUUGACAUGAAUACAUACUAUCCCAUACGGAUUUUCUACAACAACCGGGACUAUCAAGCAAUUUUUAAUUUUUCUUUCAAAACAGAAUUUGAUAGUAGCCCCGUCAUAGACUUCCAGGAUUAUUUUUUCUUCCUUCGAGAUAUUGAUGGGGGUUGCCCAGGAGAAGUUAGCUUUCAAACAACAUGUGGGAAUUUUCCUAGAACAAUAACAAAAACAGUAGACUAUGAAGUUGUGUCAAGCCAUCCAGUUCAGUUACCAUAUACAAAAACGAUAUAUCAUGUGCUUGUACCAUGUACCAGUAGUGUGGGUGCAACGAUAUGUACAGACGGUUAUUACGAUCCCAUAUCAAACAUAUGUCAUUCUUAUAGCUCUAUGAUAAUCAAAAAAUUAUCAUCAGUUUUACCUUCAAGCUCUAUCUCAUCUGGGCUAAGGCUAAGCUCUUCGAGCACAUUUUCAUCGAUUCCAAUGCCAUCAGUGACAACAUCAAAGAUAAUGUCUAGCAGAUUUGAAGCACCUUUCGGACCUAGGAUAGGAACUUGGGAUCUCGAGGACAAACCAGAACCUGCUUCUAAACAGCUUGGAGAUUUCAUAGUAGAUAUAAAUGGGAUGAGCAGGUCUCAUUUAGCUCAGUUUUCGGUUAAUCUGCCGUCUAAUGACACCCAGCGCCCAUAUUCUAAACGAAAUUCAAGCUUCUUUCCUUCAAAUCUCUCUGAUAGAGAACCAGCAACACCGACAUCAUGGAUAUAUAUGGAAACCACAGUUGAUCCAUUAGUUACUUCCUUGAGCCCACAACAAGAAAAUAAAACACAUCAGAAGCAACUAUCAUCGCCAUAUUUUUUCGCCUCUAGUGUUGAUCGAUCAUUAAAUUCUUCAUAUAAAUCUAGCUCGCUAUACUUAGAUCACAUUCUUCGAUCCUCUUUUUCUUCAUCCAUGAAGCUGCACCAAUCGCGGGAUUAUGCAUCUGAAAAACAGAAACUUUCAUUUAGCGAGCAACAAUCAUCUACAUCAUCAAAAGUUCUUGCUUCUAAACUGAAAGACAUGAGUGAUAGAUCUUCCACGAAUUACAGUAUUGUCAGGCAUGCAACUCCCCAUCCAAAUUUUUCCCAAAUACAAAGAUCACAGCCAAAAUCUAAAUAUAGUUACUUGAACUCAACUGAAAGCAUUGAUGGAAUUCCUACUGCACAUAAGUUUAUGUCAAAGUUACCGGAAUUAAGGUCACAGUUCACUAACUCUCCAUUGUUUACAAAGAUGGGUGCCAUAGGCAAUCACUCACCACAAUUUGUGUCUGAAUAUUCACACUACUCAUCAUCAAUGGAUAAUUUGAGCAUUGGAUCGGAUACUCUAGAAUCAUCUAACUUAAGCCGUUCCUCAAUCGCGAGUAACCCAGUUAAUUCGAGUUAUUUUACUAAUGAUGUGUUUGAAAUAACUCAACUAAAUAAUAAAACCGACAGCAGAUCAAUACUCUAUGGAGACGAUACAAGCACACAGACUGCAAUCUCUGAAAGUACACCAGCGUCUGGAAUUUCAGUUCCUACACUAAUCAACAUCACGAGGAACUUAGUGCAUGUUAUAAAUGUCACAGCAGAAGAACUUAACUGGAACACUCCACCGGCUGUGGACAAAAAUGAUGGCAGCUCAAAUUUGAUUACUAUUAAGUGGUUCUCAGAUGUAUCAACUUUGUUUUCAUACGUUAUAGGUAUGGCUGAUGAUCAGGAUAAUAUAUACACGACUAAUUGUUGUGGUUCAUGUCAUCAUCAUUAUCAUAUUCAUAGUAUCAAUCUACCCACUUUCACAGAUUUCUAUUCAAGAGUAGACACCAAUAAUGAAAAUUCAAAUCUUGGAAUUCAAACAUUAAAUGACACGUUUAACUUAAUUAGUUCUCUAACACAUAAUGGAGGAUCUACAUUUUUAAAAGCCUCAAUAUCAUAUUUGAGCCUUACAGAACUAAUAAUAGGAGUAAUUCUCUUAUGUUGA
Messenger RNA from Nakaseomyces glabratus, 2643 nucleotides. RefSeq names its product EPA20 (gene EPA20). Lineage: Eukaryota; Fungi; Ascomycota; Saccharomycetes; Saccharomycetales; Saccharomycetaceae. The record is from RefSeq and is a predicted model, not a curated record.